AGACCAGACAUUGUCUUUAUUGAUAAGAAGGAAAGAGAGGUUGUCAUAAUUGAUGUUGCCAUCCCAGGUGAUGACAGGGUGAAAGAUAAGGGACUUGAGAAGUUAGAGAAAUACCAACUACUUAGAGAUGAAAUUGCAAAAGUCUGGCGCAUUCGAAAAGUCAUUGUAGUGCCUGUUGUUAUUGGGGCCCUUAGAGCCGUAUCAGUCAAGUUUAAGGAGUACAUGAAGUGAAUCGGCGUGAACGUGAGGUUGGAAGUUAUCCAGAAAACAGCAUUGUUGGGGACAGCAAAGAUAAUAAGGAAAAAACUGUUCCUGUAAGAAGAAGGAAAAGAGAGAUCUGGGACCCGUGGUGACUUGUUGUAACCCGCUUCCAAGGACAAUAAACCAGGCCCAACAUCCGGCCUGAGUCUACAAGGAAUGGACAUCAUAAUAAUAAUAAUAAUAAUAAUAAUAAUAAUAAUAAUAAUAAUAAUAAUAAUAAUAAUAAUAAUAAUAAUAAUAAUAAUAAUAAUAACGAUAACGAUAACGAUAACGAUAAUUAACAGUGGUUGUAGGUGCAUUGGGUUCAGUGUCAAAGAAGCUGGCAGGCCGCUUGGAGCAACUAGGAAUUAAGAACCGAACAAGAACGAUGCAAAAGUCGGCACUCCUCGGAUCGGCACAUAUCCUCAGAAAAGUGCUGGAAGUCUGA
Molecule: messenger RNA, 688 nt
Organism: Porites evermanni
Lineage: Eukaryota; Metazoa; Cnidaria; Anthozoa; Scleractinia; Poritidae
Source: the annotation of a GenBank genome assembly